AUGAUGCGAAAACAGGGUGACCAACGAGCUGAUGUAAACGCGUCGCUGGACGUCGCGCUUACUGGCAUACGGAAAGACCGGCAACGACGAGAAGGUCAAGCCCGUAAUCGGGGCGUCCAGCACAAAGUCUGGGUCAUUCCCGCCGCCAAUCCGAAUGACGUCCUCGCCACUCGGCUCGAACGCGGCAUGCGCGCCCGUCACUCGCAGCAGCUGCCCGCGGAUCCUCGAUCGCAGCCCCGGCUCUCUGGCGCGUUCGAAAUCGUCCGCAGCCGCCCUUUCCGGAUCAAGAUCCUCCAGGUUGACAAACCCGCCGCGGCAAUAAAAACCUUGCCUAUCAUCGCCUUCGAAAUCGGCGCGAAUGUCGUUUUCGUUGUCCUCGUAGAACUUGUCCAACCCCCACUUGACGUUGAGCACGGCGUUCCUGCGCUUCCAAUAGUCGAGCCAAUAGGUCCCCCAGAAGCACAAGCCGAGUCCCCACAGCAACCUCGUCCAGGCGAGCAAGUCUGGGUGGUUGCCAUCCCUGAGCAGCAGCGAAAUGCCGAAUAUGGGAAUGCUAAACAGGGCACAGCCCAAUAG
This is a messenger RNA of Chondrus crispus (carragheen), 576 nucleotides long. RefSeq lists its product as hypothetical. NCBI's taxonomy places the organism in Eukaryota, Rhodophyta, Florideophyceae, Gigartinales, Gigartinaceae. The transcript has a single exon. The record is from RefSeq and is a predicted model, not a curated record. The coding region runs from base 1 to 576 and encodes 191 amino acids.